GCAGCCUGUGUUAUGAGGGAACAGCGCGCUGCCUAUUGGCUACGUGACAGUUUAGGGAAGUACAUAAACAUAUAGGAUAAAGACAACUGGUAUUAAUGAUUUGCUACAUAAACACAGAGAAUAACCUGCAAUCAGCUUCUGACUACCGCUUUAGCAGCAGCUGAGUGAUGGAUCUAAAGGGUGAUGCGCAUUUGCUCCUGUGGGUGACUGCAGCUGCUGUUCUCCUGUUUACUUUGCUUGCGUCCUCCUUUAUCUCUUUCCUGAUCGACUACAUUCGGAAAUGGAAUAUGAUGAAACCAAUUCCAGGUGUUAGCACCGCUUACCCCUUUAUAGGGAAUGCCCUGGAACUGAAACCUAACGGUGGAGAUUUCUUUCAGCAAAUUAUUGAAUAUACAGAAGUAUUUAGAACCCUUCCACUAAUCAAGCUCUGGAUCGGGCCUAUCCCUUUUUUAAUAUUAUAUCAUGCGGACACUGUUGAGCCUAUUUUAAGCACUUCGAAGCAUAUGGACAAAGCACAUGCUUAUAAAUUUCUUCACCUUUGGCUUGGCAAAGGAUUACUAACCAGCACAGGGGAAAAGUGGCGCACUAGAAGAAAGAUGAUAACCCCAACCUUCCACUUUGCUAUUCUCUCUGAGUUUCUGGAAGUUAUGAAUGAACAAUCCAAAAUAUUAAUUGAUAAACUUUGGAAACAUACUGGUGAAGAAUCCUUUAAUUGCUUUAUUGAUGUUACACUUUGUGCAUUGGAUAUAAUAUGUGAAACGGCCAUGGGAAAGAAAAUUGAGGCACAGAGCAAUCAAGAUUCUGAAUAUGUGCAGGCAAUUUAUAAGAUGAGUGAUAUGGUACACCGUCGGCAGAAAAUGCCCUGGUUGUGGCCUGACUUUGUGUUUCAUCGACUGAAUAUUGGAAAAGAGCAUGACAAAAGCCUAAAAAUUCUUCAUUCAUUUACUGACAAGGUUAUUUUAGAAAGAGCAGAAGAAAUGAAGGCCACAGAUUCCAGGCAAGUACAAGAUAAGGAUGAGUCUGAAUCAAAGAAAUCUAAAAAAAGAAGUGCUUUUUUGGAUAUGCUUUUAAAAGCAACAGAUGAUGCCGGCAAUAAAUUGAGCUACAUGGAUAUCCGGGAGGAAGUUGAUACCUUUAUGUUUGAGGUGGCAAGAGUUCACAAAAUCCUUAUUUAUGGGAAUUCAAAUCCUGGCUGCCAGGAGGAGGCAAAGAGAUACCAUAACAAAGGACAGUCUGACCGCCCCGUUACAAUGGAUGAUCUAAAGAAGCUCCGUUACCUUGAAGCAGUAAUUAAAGAAGCACUUCGUCUGUACCCUUCUGUUCCAUUUUUUGCACGAACUGUUACUGAAGACUGCACUAUCAGAGGAUUCCAUGUACCAAAGGGUGUAAAUAUAGUAAUUAUUCCAUAUGCACUUCACCGGGAUCAAGAACAUUUUCCUGAACCGGAGGAGUUCAGACCAGAGAGAUUCCUUCCUGAGAAUGCAGUUGGCCGUAACCCUUAUGCAUAUAUACCUUUUUCUGCUGGACUCCGAAAUUGCAUUGGGCAGCGCUUUGCUCUUAUGGAAGAAAAGGUUGUUUUAUCAGCAAUCCUGAGAAAUUUUUCAGUCCAAGCAACUCAGAAACGCGAAGAGCUUUGUCUUGUAGGAGAAUUGAUCCUUCGUCCGCAAGAUGGCAUGUGGAUUAGUCUGAAGAAAAGAUCAAAUGUUUAUCAGGAAUAAAGCCUUGUGUAUAAAUAUAAAAGAGAGAUUUUUCUUGGUUUGAUGACUGAUUAAUUUUAAUUGUAUAUAUAUGUAAAUCUACAGCUAGGAAUUUAAAAUUAAUGUAUAUUUGUUAGUUUACUUCCUGACUAUCUGAGCAAAAAUAAUUUGAUAAUGCAAGAGUAAAUGCUUUACUAACAGAUACCUACAUGGUCCAUGUAAUCUGGUCAUUUAUCUUUGUGAUUUAAAGCAUUAAAGGGACACUAUACCCAAACAUUUUCUUUCAUGAUUAAGGUAGAGAAUAUAAUUUUAAACAACAUUCCAAUUUACUUCUAUUACCUAAUUUGCUUUAUUCUUUAGAUAUACUUUAAUGAAGAAAUAGCAAUGCACACAGUGAACCAAUCACACAAGGCAUCUAUAUGCAGCUACCAAUCAGCAGUUACUAAGCAUAUCUAGAUAUGCUUUUCAGCAAAGAAUAUCAAGAGAAUGAAGCAAAAUAGAUAAUAGAAGUAAAUUAGAAAGUUGUUUAUAAUUGUAUGCUCUAUCUAAAUCACGAAAGAAAAAAUUUUGGUUUCAUGUCCCUUUAAGUAUUUGACCAUUAGCUGUGCCUUAUUUUAAUUUCCUUCAGAUCUUCCCUACUACUGACCAAGGUAUUCUAUCUAUCUAUAUAUCUAUCUACUUGUCUGUGUAAAAUUAUUUUUCACUUUACUUUAUACUUUCAAUGUUGUAUGUAAACCUUUAAUACUUUAUCUUUCGGCUUUCGUAAUUAUGCAUUUGUAUGCAUCUGAAUUCACUGGUUUAUGUUAUGAGUUGUCCCUCUUCUCUGGUUCAGUAUAUGUGCUGUUGACUUGGUCCUCUUUGUAAUAUUUUAUUGCUUAUUAUCUGUUAACUAGUCCUAAAUAACUGGGAAUAAGGGUUAACAACUUUAAUUAUCCUUGAAGAAAAAUACAAUGCAGUUUAUGGAUAUUCUUUAUAACACUGGGCAUAUAAUUUGUGUCUGUUAUAUAUUUUUUUGUUUGUGUUUGUCAUUCCAACAAAAGCUAGGUUUUUUAUAAAAAAAAACACUAUUAUGACCAUAUCUGUCGUCCUAUCUGUUUCCAUUUUAUUUAUAUUUGGGCUUGCAUUUAUUUUAAAAAGAUCAUAUAAUUGUAAGCAUUUUAUUAUCAAAACAUUUUGCUUUUACAGUAUGCUGCAAAAUAUUGAAUUGAUGAUAUGCAUAUUUUUAUCCGUUCGUAAAAAAGAUGGAAAGAUUUUCUUAAAAACUGUUAUUGCACUUCCUUUUUAAAAUAAAACCUGGUAUUUUAAACAAUGUA
Molecule: messenger RNA, 3010 nt
Organism: Bombina bombina (fire-bellied toad)
Lineage: Eukaryota; Metazoa; Chordata; Amphibia; Anura; Bombinatoridae
Product: cytochrome P450 4V2
Exons: 11
Coding region: 168-1718 (516 amino acids)
Molecular function (GO): monooxygenase activity; iron ion binding; oxidoreductase activity, acting on paired donors, with incorporation or reduction of molecular oxygen
Source: RefSeq, a predicted model, not a curated record